Molecule: messenger RNA, 1960 nt
Organism: Caenorhabditis elegans
Lineage: Eukaryota; Metazoa; Nematoda; Chromadorea; Rhabditida; Rhabditidae
Gene: W09D10.4
Product: Protein phosphatase
Exons: 6
Coding region: 111-1103 (330 amino acids)
Molecular function (GO): protein serine/threonine phosphatase activity; metal ion binding
Source: RefSeq, marked reviewed
GAGUCGGGCCGGGCACAAACGCGCAUGUAUUAACUCUCCCACGACGAAUCGACUACAAUAUAUAGUAAUCAAAACCGAAAGUUUCUAAAAUUCCGGUGAACAAUCGUAAAAUGGUGGCCGGUGUGAGAUUACUCGCAUACGGACGACUUGCAGUUAGAGCCGUUUUCUCGGCUUCUGCUCUAGAUCUUGGCUCCACAAUCGGCCCAGAAGCGAUAAGUUCAGGCCGACGAGGGCUCUCAAGUGGCUCAUCAAAACCAAAACCAUCGUCAGAAGGAUCUCCAUCAUCGCCAGCUCCGAGUGCUCACGUGGAAAAUGUGAUAGCAAGUUGUGCAGGAUUUCCGAAAGAUAUGUUAAAUGGACCAUCAACUGUACUGGAUAAAGGAGUAUUUGGAGAUGAUGCAUGGUUUAUUUCACGAUUUAAGAACACUUUUGUAGUUGGUGUUGCUGACGGAGUUGGUGGAUGGAGAAAAUACGGAAUUGAUCCAUCGGCAUUCUCGCGGAGGUUAAUGAAAGAAUGUGAAAAACGUGUUCAGAAAGGAGAUUUCGAUCCACAAAAGCCUGAAUCUCUCCUGGACUAUGCUUUCAGAGCAUCUGCAGAGGCGCCGAGGCCUGUUGGAUCCUCAACAGCAUGCGUUCUUGUCGUCCAUCAAGAAAAGUUGUAUUCGGCGAAUCUGGGGGAUUCUGGAUUUAUGGUUGUUCGCAAUGGAAAGAUUGUAUCAAAAAGUCGUGAACAAGUGCAUUAUUUCAAUGCACCAUUCCAAUUAACACUUCCACCAGAAGGAUAUCAAGGAUUUAUUGGUGAUAAGGCUGAUAUGGCUGAUAAAGAUGAGAUGGCUGUUAAGAAGGGUGAUAUUAUUCUAUUAGCAACUGAUGGUGUAUGGGAUAAUCUUAGUGAGCAACAGGUGCUCGAUCAGCUGAAAGCUCUUGAUGCUGGAAAGAGUAAUGUGCAAGAGGUAUGCAAUGCUCUGGCACUGACCGCCCGUCGAUUAGCAUUCGACUCAAAACACAACAGCCCAUUUGCAAUGAAGGCUCGUGAACACGGAUUCUUGGCGCCAGGCGGAAAACCAGAUGAUAUUACACUUGUCUUGCUGCUUAUUGCCUAAAAGAUUCUGUUUUUUUUUAAUUUCUGAAUUAGAUUAGUAGUGUUAAUUACUUUUUUUGUUUCUUUUUUUGCCUUCUCCUCCCACAUUUACAGGUUCCACGUCCCCACCCCCUCAAGAUCACCAAAUAUCAAUUUUCGCUCCCUUUUUCUCCCCUAAAGUAGGGAAAAUUAUCGUUUUUUGAGAUCUCCUCCUCCCUAUUUUGCUCCUUUUCUCCCCGAAAUUCCCCCUAACUUGUGCCUUUUUUGAGAUUUUUUUAUUGGAUAACGCCACGUUUUCCACGUAAUCGGGAGUUUUUUACACGUAAUAAGGGUAAUCAAUAAUGUUUUUUUUUCUAGUGACUUAGCGUCAUUUGUGUCUUAUAUUGCUGACACGGUUAGUUAGUUGAGAAUUAAUUUUUUUUGUUUUGUUUUUUCUUGUAUUUUUUAAUUGUUUUGAAUGCAAAAAAUUACAGAAAAUUUUCCCAGAUUUUUAGUAAUUUUUGAACCAAAUUACACUUUUUUCCGGAUUUUUGAGGUUUUUUUAUGCUAAAAAUCUAAUUUUUUCAAAAUUUUCAUAUUUUCCAGAUUAACUUUUACAAAAAAAUUGCUUCAGAAUUUAAUGUUGAGAAACAAAUUUCCUGAAAGUUUUUGCAAAAAAUUGAUAAUAUCUUUAGCAUUAAAUAAUUUUUUUCUGAAAAAAAUCCAAUUUGAAACAUCUUUCUACUAAAUUUCAAAAAAAAAACCCAAAAAAAUACGAAAAAAAGUGUAAUUUCCCCCUAAUUUUGGAGUACUUUUGCUCUUUAUCACCUGAAAACCCACGCACACCCUCAAUUUUUUUCUCCUCUAUCUUUUCCGUAUACAAUAAAUUUUCUAGUCGAA